AAUGCUAACAUAGAGAAUAGCUGUUACAAUCAAUGUUUUGCUAACAGAAAAACGUUCAUUUUUCUCUUCGUUAUCUAGAUAAAUUAAUAUUCUACAAAACCUUUUACAGGAUGCAAAUGCUGAUUAAUUUUUUAUGCCUCUUUGGUAAUAUAAAAUUUUUUAUUUGCGAUUACAUUAUUCAGCCAAGCGAUUUACUUAUGCUAAACGAACACGAUAUUCAAAAAAUAGACCAUUAUACAAAUACAUGGUAUUUUUAUUCAACUGAGGAACCUGAUCAAAUAUUUAACGAAAUAAAAGAUCAAGGAUUUAUAGCUUUAGAAAAGAUUGAAGGAAUUCCUAAUGUUUAUAAGCUAAGAAAAGAAAAUCAUCCUGAAAAAAAUAGCGAUGGCAAUCAUGAAAUUACAAAAAUAUUAAGAAGCCAUGAUAAGAUUAAUUGGGUCAAACAAGGAUUUAUGAGGUAUCUACACAAAAGGGGACCUACAAGCGUCCGUAGCAGAUACGAACGGUACUUUAACGACGAACUUUGGAGUUUGCAAUGGUAUGAGCACGACUAUCGUUCUGAUAAUGAAUCACCAUUAUUGAAUAUGAACCUUGUCCCAGUAUAUGAAGAACUGAAAUUCACCGGAAAAGGUAUUCGAGUAGCAAUUAUCGAUGAUGGUUUGGAGUAUACACAUGAAGAUCUUAAAAAUAACUACGAUGAAAAAAUAAGCAUCAACUUAAAUUGGAAUACGACAGAUCCAAUGCCCAGGUAUUGUAGUUCUACAAUCAAUCGACAUGGAACUAGAUGCGCAGGAGAAAUAGCUAUGGCAGCAAAUAAUAAUAAGUGUGGAGUAGGAGUUGCUUAUAAUGCAAAAGUAGGAGGAAUAGUUUUGCUUGAUGGCAAAACUAAUGAUGAAAUGGAAGCAAAGGCUGUAAAUUAUGCAUUGGAAUUGGUUGAUAUUUAUAACGGAUCCUGGGGGCCAUUAGAUAAUGGCGAAACUGUUGAUGGCCCUGGAGUUUUAGGACAAUUGGCAUUCGAUAUAGGUGCUUCAAAGGGUCGCUGUGGAAAGGGAUCAAUAUACGUUUUUGCUGCAGGUAAUGGUCGACAUUUACUUGACAAUUGUUCUGCAGAUGGUUACGCGGGAAGUAUUUAUUCUUUAGUCAUAGCUUGUGCUACACGUGAUGGAAAAGCUCCUUUUUAUGCUGAGCGUUGUGCAGCUGUUAUAGCCACAGCAUAUUCUGGAGGUAGUCAGGACAGUAUACAAGUCAUAACAUCGGAUUUGAACAACACAUGUACAACUACUCAUACUGGAACUUCUGCUGCAGCGCCUCUGGUUUCUGGCAUUGUUGCUUUGGCCUUAGAAGCCAAUGGUAAUUUGACUUGGAGGGAUGUUCAACAUUUGAUAGUAAGAAACUGCGAAGUCACGCCAUUAUUGCAUAAUGACGGUUGGUUGAAAAAUGCUGCGGGAUAUAAUUUUAAUCCUCAAUUUGGAUUUGGAUUGAUAAAUGCGUAUAAGCUGGUAAAAGAAGCAAUGGGUUGGAUAAAUGUUCCUGAAAAAACUACGUGCGCAGUUGACUUUUUAAUAAGUAACAACGAAAACAAUAUUGGACGGAACGUGAGUUUUACUUCUUCUGUAAUGUCUAACGGGUGUAAUGGAUGUAUUAAAUAUUUGGAACAUGUUCAAUUGAGUAUUAGCAUUAAUUAUCCAAUUCGAGGUAUGAUUGAAGUGGAUCUAAUAUCGCCGAAUGGUACGCAAUGUAAAAUGAUGGAAUCGCGACCAUUGGAUACAUCGGAUUGUGGUUUUAACGAAUGGAAAAUAAAAUCUCUUCAAUUUUGGGGAGAAAAUCCAUCAGGCUUCUGGAUAGUUUCAAUUAAGGAUCAGAAUUCCAAUAAAAAUAGAGAUUUACUCGGAUCCGUUCAAAAUCUCACGAUAAUACUACACGGAACAAAAGCAUACCCUUACAACUUUGAUAAAUGAUCUAUGUGACGGUGGUCAAUUUACACACGAAAUACUUAUAAUAUAUAUAAAUGUAAUGUAAAGAAUAAUCAUAAUAAACUCUGUUUUAAAC
Molecule: messenger RNA, 2049 nt
Organism: Daktulosphaira vitifoliae (grape phylloxera)
Lineage: Eukaryota; Metazoa; Arthropoda; Insecta; Hemiptera; Phylloxeridae
Product: neuroendocrine convertase 1-like
Exons: 14
Coding region: 111-1958 (615 amino acids)
Biological process (GO): protein processing
Cellular component (GO): trans-Golgi network; Golgi membrane
Molecular function (GO): serine-type endopeptidase activity
Source: RefSeq, a predicted model, not a curated record